AUGUCUUCCCAACAGUUCAUUGCUAUUGAUGAAAAUCCUGAACAGGACCAAAGUUACUAUUCUGGUUACGAUUCUGAAUCGAGUGAGGCGACCGAGAAAUCGACAAACACUUUGAAGUCAUCAAUUUUCGAUUAUCGGUUUGAAAAUGGUCGUAGAUACCAUGCGUAUCGGGAUGGGAAAUACAUGUUCCCAAAUGAUGAUGCAGAGCAAGAGAGACUCGACAUUAUUCACCAUACAUACCUUCUGCUACUGAAUGGCGAGUUACACAUGGCGCCCAUCGUCCCAGAACCAACGAGAAUUUUGGACAUUGGAACUGGCACUGGUAUCUGGGCAAUUGAUGCUGGGGAUAGGCGGUAUCCAGACGCCGAAGUCAUUGGGACCGAUUUGAGCCCGAUCCAACCAGCCUGGGUCCCGCCAAACGUCCAUUUCCAAAUCGAUGAUGCAGAAAGCGAAUGGACAUGGGCCAAGGAGUCCUUCGAUAUGAUCCAUAUCAGGCAUUUGAGUGGUGCAAUCAAAGAUUGGGAUGCUCUUCUCAAAGAAGUUUACAAAAAUCUCAAGCCCGGGGGUUGGGUUGAUCUUUCAGAAUACGAUAUGCAUCUCUUUAGUGAUGAUGGCACUUACCACGAAGGGUUGGGCCUAUACAAGUUUUAUGACCUAGUAAAUCAGGCAGCCGCAGAAUCUGGCCGGGUAUUUAAUAUUGCCGGUUCUUUAAAGGCCAGCAUCGAGGCAGCGGGAUUUAUCAAUGUGCACCAGGAAAUGAGAAAAAUCCCGGUCGGAACUUGGCCUGCCGAUCAAAAACAAAAAACCAUGGGCGCAUAUAUCUUGCUUACAGCAGAGAGUGCAUUCGAUGCUUUCGGGAUGAGGCUGUUGACAAAUUUUCAUGGGAUGGAAGUGACCGAAGUCAACAAACUCGUAAACUCCGCUAAGAAAGACGUCCACGACAGACGUAUUCACUCCUAUUCAAAACAUCACCUUUAUUGGGCGCAAAAGCCGCUCCCUUGA
Molecule: messenger RNA, 1002 nt
Organism: Morchella importuna
Lineage: Eukaryota; Fungi; Ascomycota; Pezizomycetes; Pezizales; Morchellaceae
Exons: 10
Coding region: 1-1002 (333 amino acids)
Molecular function (GO): methyltransferase activity
Source: RefSeq, a predicted model, not a curated record